GUCACUUGAACUUGUGUUCUCAUGUUCUGUUGUGAUCAGGAAAUUUUGUGGUAGAAUUUUUGACGGCCAUUUAGUGUAUUUUGUAGUUAGAUAUUAUUUGAAUCAUGAAUCCUCCAAACAAUCCAGAAGAGGAUGGAUAUUUUAUUAAAGGAAUCUUUAAAGGCCAUACUUCUGAUGUACGAGUAAUAAAAGCAGCUCGUUUUCCUAAAGGCGGUUUUGUUACCGGCUCCAGGGAUAAUUUAGUGAAGCUUUGGGUUCCUGACAGUGGAAGCAAAUAUAAAGAUGAAUAUGUAUUUAUGGGUGCAAAGAAGUAUAUAGGGAGUUUAUGUGCCCUUCCAGAAAGUGCCCAGUUUCCAAAUGGGUUGAUUUUAGCUGGCAGUCAUGAUUGUGCAAUUUAUGGAUUUACUCUUUCUUCAAAGGAGCCAGUUAUGAAACUUUUAGGACAUUCAGGUGCAGUUUGUUCUUUAUCUGCUGGAUUUGGCCUUUUUGUGAGUGGCUCUUGGGAUGGAACUGCUAGAGUUUGGUCUGGUCAACAAUGCACUUCUGUUUUGGAAGGUCAUGGUGAAACUGUAUGGGCUACAGAAGUGUAUCCAUUGCAAAAUAUGAUAAUAACAGCAUCAGCUGACAAAACUAUACGAAUCUGGCGUCAAGGAGCCUGUGAAAAUGUGCUCUAUGGUCAUACUGACUGUGUUAGAGGCCUGGUUAUAACAAAGGAUCUAAAAAUCUUGUCUUGUAGUAAUGAUGCUACAAUUCGCCGUUGGAAUAUUAAAGGAAUAUGCUUAAAUGUUUUUGAAAGUCAUGAUAGUUACAUAUAUAGUAUCACCCUCCUAAAUAAUGGAAUUGAUUUUGCUACUUGUGGUGAGGAUGAAAAGGUCAAAAUUUGGAAAAGAGGAACAUGUGUGCAGACAAUAGCUAUACCAUCUAAAACGUUAUGGAGUGUUGCUUGUGUAGCAAAUGGAGAUUUAGUAGUAGGAUGCAGUGAUGGAUCUGUUUAUAUUAUUGCUGAUGAAGCAGCAAAUAGUGGACCACAAGGAGAUGAUACUAAUUUAUUGGGAAUGGAAUUUGUUAGCUAUGAAUGGAAUCCCUUGAAGAAAGCAUGGGUAAAGACAAAAGAUGGUGAAGAAAGCUCUGACCCUCAAGCGUUAGAUAAGCCAUUAAAGCUAAAAGAUUUUGAGUACUAUCUUGAAAUUGAUGGAGAAUUGUGCAGAUUAAUGUUUAACAAGAAUGAUGAUCCUUAUGAAGUAGCUGUAAACUUUAUUGAUGAUCAUAAAGUGGAUCCUCUUUACCUUAGUGCUAUUGUAGAGUACAUUGUGCAAAGUCGUGCUUCAUCUAAACUACCUUUUAGUUACAAUGAAUAUUUCCCUGUUCAAACAUAUUACAAGUAUUUGAAGGCCAAUGUUGCUGGUUUAAAAGCUAAAUUGCUGGAAUUCACUGAUUUUGUUUCAAAGCCUCAUCAUAUUCCACCUUCGAAGAUAGAAAGUCUUGUGUUACUUGCAAGUUAUCCUGAGCAAGUUACUCAGGAGCAGCUGGGAAGCUUGGAUUUAGUAAUUAGCUGGGAUGAUGAAUACCUGUUUCCUGCCUUGGAUUUGUUACGUCUUGCCAUACGUUGUGAAGGUGUUAGUGUGAAGAUUGGGAGUGCUGCAUUGAUAAAUCACUUGUUACACAUUUUAAGAAACACUAAAUUAUGUGUUAACCGUGUUUUAAUAGUUAAAAUAUUUUGCAAUCUUUUUGAUGUAAAAGAUGGGGUUGAAUUAAUGAUCAAAUUCCAAGCUAAGAUCUGUGGAACCGUGAAAGAAGCUGUAUUGUCCACUGAGAAAACCCAUAAGUCAGCUUCAUCCCUCUUAUUCAAUUAUGCUGUUGCUGCUUUCCAUGAUUUACCACUUGAUAUUGAUUUAUAUUGUUUGGAUUUGAUUGACAUGAUGAAAGUUAUUGUCGAUUCUGAUUCAUUGUAUAGAAUAUUUGCUGCGGUGGGAACCUUGUGUUUUGCUAAUCGUCCAGCUUUUAUGUUUUUGCAGUCAUUGAAUUUCUAUGAUUUAGUGCUUCCUUGUCAGAAACAUGCUACUGGAAAUGCUAAUGCUGUCUUAAAAAAGUUGCUUGAAGCUUUUCACCCAUAAAAUAAAUUAGCAUUUAUCAUUUAUGUAAAUUCAUGGGCAUUCAUGGGGUUAAGAAUUUCUUUUCAAAAUUUACAUGCCUUCAUAAUUUUUUAAAUUCUAAAUAACAGUUUUAAUAAUUAUUUGUCCAAAUUUUUCCCAGUAGUUUUCAAUAAUGCAACCAUCAAUUUCAUUUUCCCAUUAAAUGCGGAAAGAAACGUUAUAGAACAAUGUGGUAUUUUUAUUUGCAUUUCUUUAUGUUACCAAAGUUAUUUCAUAUAAUUAAUGCAAUAUUAUGUAAUGCAUCUGUGAUACUACAUUUGUGAACUCUUUAUAUUCUGAUUAUAAAUGUUUCAUUUUUACUACACUUUUUAU
This is a messenger RNA of Argiope bruennichi, 2465 nucleotides long. Its product is annotated as phospholipase A-2-activating protein-like. Gene Ontology annotation, biological process: proteasome-mediated ubiquitin-dependent protein catabolic process; ubiquitin recycling. The transcript has 9 exons. Bases 105 to 2114 code for a protein of 669 amino acids. The record is from RefSeq and is a predicted model, not a curated record. Gene Ontology annotation, molecular function: ubiquitin binding. Gene Ontology annotation, cellular component: nucleus; cytoplasm. NCBI's taxonomy places the organism in Eukaryota, Metazoa, Arthropoda, Arachnida, Araneae, Araneidae.